Molecule: messenger RNA, 687 nt
Organism: Schizosaccharomyces osmophilus
Lineage: Eukaryota; Fungi; Ascomycota; Schizosaccharomycetes; Schizosaccharomycetales; Schizosaccharomycetaceae
Gene: tyw3
Product: wybutosine biosynthesis protein Tyw3
Exons: 1
Coding region: 1-687 (228 amino acids)
Source: RefSeq, a predicted model, not a curated record
AUGGAUCCCAACAAUCAAUUAGAAACGUUUGAUAAUCAAAAAGAACAAAUUCUGAAAGAAUUGACUUCUUCCUUGCCGGACGCUUCUCCUAAAGGAAAUCCAGAUAGCCCUAUUUUUCCAUUACUGGAUGUGAUAAACUCACACCCAGAUUGGGUUACGACAAGUUCGUGUUCUGGAAGAAUUUCUGUCUAUGUACAAGGAUUAACGUCCAGAAAAGGAGGUGGUUACUGGCUUUUCGUAUCUCACGAACCAUGCACAGAAUUGCCUACACCCUUUGACGUAGAAAAUGUUGAUUAUGGGAAAGUGCCGGAAGCACCGCCUGAAGGAUCCAGGGAGAUUCAGUUUGCGUUCGAGCCGAUGAUUUUGCAUGUCCAAACUCGAUCCUUGGAGACAGCUCAGCACUUGCAACGAGUAGCGAUGAGCUGUGGGUUUCGAGAGACAGGGAUUCAAGGAAGCACAAAUAAGUACAUUGUAGCGAUUCGGACGAGUCUAAAGAUUGACGUUCCUAUUGGAGUUGUAGACACGUCUGAAAGGAUCCAAUUAUUUGUGACAAAAGAGUAUAUGACAUGGCUUAUUAAAAGAACAGUAGAGUAUUUUGCUGAAAAUCGAAGGCGAAUGGAUAGAAUUAAGCAACAAUUGGAAACACAACUUGCAAAACGAUUGAAACCAAGGCGAAACCUAAAGUGA